AUGACUGAAGAAAAUUUCUUGAAGUUUCUACAACACUUUGUGAAGUAUGUGAAACCUACUCCGGCCGAUCCAGUUCUUCUGCUCUUAGACAACCAUGACUCUCAUCUGGCAAUAUCUGUAUUUGACUAUGCUUCUGACAACGGUAUCGUCAUGCUUUCCUUCCCACCUCACUGCUCCCAUAGACUUCAGCCUUUAGACUUGUCUGUGUUUGGGCCGUUGAAAUCUCGUGUAGCACAGGAACAGGCGAUCUGGUUAAGGAAUAAUUCUGGCAAGACCAUGACAAUCUAUGACAUUCCAAGUAUUCUUCAUGAUGCAUGGAAGGACGCGUUGUCAAUGAGAAACAUCAUCUCAGGUUUCGAGAAGGCUGGAAUUUUCCCCUUUAAUCCUGACGUGUUCACUGAUGUUGACUUUGCCCCCUCGAUUGUUACAGAUCGUCCUGACCCCGCCCUCUCAGCUCAAAGAGAUAGAGCCAAAGAUCCUGCACCUACCAGUGUGUCUGCUUCUCCUCUUGAAAGGCAACUCCAAACUUCUUCCAACCCUCAUAUUCCGUGUGCAAAGGUAGUGGAUACGCUACCAGGUGACAUUGUUGAAGUGAAUGGUGAAUAUUCACUCCGUAACAGUGGUUAUGAAGUCAGCAGGUUGUUGGCCUAUGUACCACCAUCAUGA
Molecule: messenger RNA, 666 nt
Organism: Lytechinus pictus (painted urchin)
Lineage: Eukaryota; Metazoa; Echinodermata; Echinoidea; Temnopleuroida; Toxopneustidae
Exons: 1
Coding region: 1-666 (221 amino acids)
Cellular component (GO): nucleus
Molecular function (GO): DNA binding
Source: RefSeq, a predicted model, not a curated record